Molecule: messenger RNA, 2080 nt
Organism: Bombus impatiens (common eastern bumble bee)
Lineage: Eukaryota; Metazoa; Arthropoda; Insecta; Hymenoptera; Apidae
Gene: Fpgs1
Product: folylpolyglutamate synthase, mitochondrial
Exons: 3
Coding region: 391-1812 (473 amino acids)
Biological process (GO): tetrahydrofolylpolyglutamate biosynthetic process
Cellular component (GO): cytosol; cytoplasm; mitochondrion
Molecular function (GO): ATP binding; tetrahydrofolylpolyglutamate synthase activity
Source: RefSeq, a predicted model, not a curated record
UGCUAUAUGCAAAGAAAAAAUGUGAUUAUAGCGAGAGAGGCAGUAUACAUGACCUCGUGACUUCAUACUCAUACCACUGUAGACUAUAGACGUACAGAUUGUAGAUAAACGGAGGUGGGGGACAAAUAAUGGAACAGAAUUCAUCAAUGAAUGAAAUUCAUGUUAAACAGGGGGAGUUUCCUAAUAUAAACUCUGUACGAAGUAGAUAUUAUGGUAGAUAAUUAUGUAAGAAAUGAUUUUGUACUUCUGCUUUAUUUAUUAAAAAGAUAAAGUAAUGUGGGAUAAACUUAUCAAACGUUAUGUUUGUGUAGCAAGUUAUGAGGUAACUUUCUAUGCUUAAUACAUGUAUUUGAAGUUAUAGUGAAUUUUCUAUUUGUCUAAUAUUCAAUUAUGGAACAAAUUAAUAAUAUUCUUCGCGAUGAUAAUUUAUAUAAGGCUGCUAUACAAGCAUUACAUGGUUUACAAAGCAAUAGUAAUUAUUUAAAAUUAGUAACAAAAGAUAAUUCACAAGCAAAUGCUGUUCGUAACUUGCCUGAUACAAAGAAAUAUUUAAUCCGGUCUGGUAUUACACUUGAAAAAUUAGAUACUUUGUCAGUUAUACAUAUAGCAGGUACAAAAGGAAAGGGUUCCACUUGCGCAUAUACAGAAGCUAUUUUACGUGAACAUGGUUUUAAAACAGGAUUCUUUAGUUCUCCACAUUUAGUUAAUGCAAGAGAACGUAUAAGAAUAAGUGGGCAACCAAUAAGCAAAACACAGUUUACUCAGAACUUUUGGAAAAUAUAUAAAAAACUGGAAGAUACAAAAGAACAUGAAUCUGAUAUGCCUACAUAUUUUAAAUUUCUGACAAUUCUCAUGUUUAAUACAUUUUUAGAUGAACAUGUUGAUGUUGCUAUAAUUGAAGUUGGAAUUGGAGGUUUAUAUGAUUGUACAAAUAUUAUAAGAAAUCCUGUAUGUGUAGGCAUAACUAGUUUAGGAUUAGAUCAUACUUCUUUACUGGGAAAUACUGUUGAAGACAUAGCUUAUCAAAAAUCUGGAAUUUUUAAAUCAGGAACUGUUGCUUUUUCUGUUCCACAAUUAUCUCAAGCAAUGCGUAUAUUGGAAGAACAAGCAAUUGAAAGAAAUUGUAAGUUACGUGUUAUUCCAUCUUUUGAUGAAUAUAAGUGGGAAAAUCUUUCACCUAUUUUACAAAUAAAAAAUAAAGUUCAGCAACAAAAUGCAUCUAUAGCUAUUCAGAUGGCUACUGAAUGGCUACUGACUAGGAAUAAAGUUGCAUCUGUAUCUAUGGACAAGAUCGCAAUAGCAUUGACCUCUUGUAAAUGGCCAGGUCGAAUGCAAGUUUUAAGAAGUAGUAUUGGCGAUUUUUUUUUAGAUGGUGCACAUACCAUUGAAAGUAUUGAGUGCUGUAUUUCAUGGUUCAAUGAUAUAAGUAGUGGAAGUAAAAGAAAAAAGGUUCUAAUUUUUAAUACAUCUGGUACUCGAGAUCCAAUACAACUAUUAAUACCAUUAAGAUCUUUACAUUUUUAUAAAGCAUACUUUGUACCAAAUCUUGUAGGAAUUAAAAGUUUAGACAAUGAAAUGAAUAGCUCAUCGACAGAUGAGCAAAAAAUAAAAUGUGAAAUAAAUUCUAAAAUAUGGGGAAUGAAUUCAGUAGUUGCAAAUAAUGUUCUUGAAGUUUUAGAAGAUAUAAAAAGGAACUUGGUACAAAAAAAUAAUUGUGAAAGGUAUCAAAUACUUGUUACAGGAUCCUUACAUUUAAUAGGUGCAGUUCUUGCUAUUUUAGAUCCGAAUUUGACAAUGAAUACGGAAUUUUAAUAUGUAUUUUAAAAAUUGGGGAUUAUAUGGUAUAUUUACGAAAUAUAUAAUAAUGUUUUUAAAAAAGAAAAAAUGUAAAGUACAUUCUUUUUAUAUAAACAAUAGAAUUAUUAUUAUUUAAUAACUAUAUUAACAACUGUAUCAAUCCAUAAUAACACAGUAAUGAGAUAUUGCAUUGUUAUUCUGAUGAUAAUCGUAAAAUACUUAUUGAUAUUUUUUCUUAACAAUUCUUUUGUACUUCAGUAUAAAUAUAUUUUUCACAAAACUA